GUCUGCGCGUCAUCGGAAUCCCGCUAGUGCGUCAUCAGGCGGGUAUUCUUUAAACUCGCAACACGAUUGGCCACGUUGUGGAAAGCUCCCCACCCCUGCGCCGCCUUGUAUGGAAUAUCCUUCUGACGUAAUGGUACAACUCAACUGAUACCGUCUAUAAAUGUCUUAGGGCGUUCAGAACAGAGGGAUAGCACCUCAUUUCAAAAGAGCAGCGAUGAGGACAACAUCUCUCUUUGGAUUAUAAACUGUUUCAAACUCUGAGAAAGAACAUUACAGGAAGUACUCCAAGACGAAUCAAAGAGAGUCAACUGAGAUCCCCCCCGAAGACACUUCAGGCUAUCUCUCUGACCCAGCCAUGACCUGCGUCCACCCCCAGCACGCCACCCUGCCUUACCCUGACAACUCCCUCUGCAUCCCAGAGUUUGAGAGUUUGGACUUCAGCUCCCGACUGUCCAUGGACAUGAGGUGCCAUCCCUCCCCACCACCCCAACCGGGACUGGGCUUCCUGGCAGGGCCCUUCUCGGGUGACCUCGAUGCCUACUCAUGCCAGAUCACCACCGCCGCCCCCGCAGCGGCCCCCGCCGACCAGGAGUCCCCUUUCCGACUGGACGACAUGCAGGUGUACGGCUGCUACCCCGGCUCCUUCGAGGUGAGCUACCUGGACGAGGCCCCCUCCCCCGGGGGCUCAGAGUACUUCGGGAGCCCGGCCUCCGUCCCGUCGCCUUCCACCCCGGGGCUGUAUGCACAGCCCCCCUCAGCUUGGGAUUCCUCGGCCUUCGGUCCUUACACCCCCUCCCCUGGAUACUGGGCCGCCGAGGAACCACAAGCGCCCCACUGUGCCCCGUUGUACUUCACUUUCGGCCCGGAGGCAACGGAGGACCUGUCGCGCUUUGCUGCCUUGCAGCCCCGGUUAGGGGAGCAGGAGUCCUUCACCAGCAGCAGCAGGCACCCUUCUGCCUUGCCCUACCCGCCCAUGGCCUACCAGCAGCCCAGGCCCCUAGGAGUGAGCAGUGACCCGCUGGAAGACAACCUUACGCACAAGGCUGGAAGCAACAGCGGGAAUGAGGGGCAGUGCGCUGUGUGCGGCGACCACGCCUCCUGCCAGCAUUACGGCGUCCGCACCUGUGAGGGAUGCAAGGGCUUCUUCAAGCGCACUGUACAAAAGAACUCCAAGUACGUCUGUCUGGCGAACAAGGACUGUCCAGUGGAUAAGAGGCGGAGAAAUCGUUGCCAAUUCUGUCGUUUCCAAAAAUGCUUGGCGGUUGGCAUGGUGAAAGAAGUGGUGAGAACAGACAGCCUUAAAGGACGAAGAGGCAGACUGCCUUCGAAGCCUAAAGCCACAUUGGACGUCUCAAACACUGAAGCUCCGGUUAAAAUGAUUGCUUCUCUUGUCAAAGCACACGUAGACUCAAACCCAGGCAUCGGAAACCUGGAUUACUCCAAGUACCAGGACGAGGUAUUCACUCAAUCCCAGAAGGAGGAUGCUAGUGACAUCCGACAGUUCUAUGAGCUGCUGACGGCGUCCAUGGAGGUCAUCAGGAGGUGGGCGGAGACCAUCCCGGGCUUCUCUGCCUUCUGCCCCGAGGACCGGGAGCUGCUGCUGGAGUCGGCCUUCGUCGAGCUCUUCAUCCUACGGCUGGCCUACCGAUCUAACCCAGACACCGAAGAACUUGUCUUCUGCAAUGGCCGUGUGCUGCACAAGAAACAGUGUGUAGCAGGAUUUGGGGAUUGGAUUGACUCCAUCUUGGGCUUUUCUCAAAGCCUCCAUCGCAUGAAUCUGGACGUUUCCUCCUUCUCCUGCCUUACGACGUUGGUGAUAAUAAGUGACCGGCACGGCCUGAAGGAGCCAUCGCGCGUGGAGGGCUUGCAGAAUCAGCUGAUCGCCUGCCUGAGGGAUCACGUCUCUGCCUGCACCUCUGAUUCAUUCCCGCCCAACUUCUUGUCGAGGCUCCUUGGCAAGCUUCCAGAGCUUCGGACUCUGUGCUCGCAGGGCCUCCAGCGCAUUUUCUACCUCAAGCUAGAAAAUCUCGUGGCACCACCGCCUCUAGUGGAAAAGAUCUUCAUGGAAACCUUUCCGUUUUGAAAAAUUGUUCUGUGCCGAAAAACCUUACCUUCUGCUAGGCUGUGAUUUCCUUCCAAAUUUGACAAUCGAGAGGAAGAAAAAGAAACUGGGCCUAUUUAGCACACAUGGAGAAGGUCUAUUUGGGUCAUAACAUUUUUGUUCUUUUCAAUCCCAUGAACACGUGUGCAACAUACAAUUGGUGUAUGCACAUUUAAAAAAUGCUGUCUCAUGGGUAAAAUUGUCAAAGACACAAAAUGAUAUGUUUUCAGAUAUAAUUAUUACUGAUAAAUGCUGCAGUUGUCAAGUUGUAGCGGCAGACUGACCCCCAUGUGGACCAAAGGGAGAGCAUUUACGUUUGCAGCACAAAGUGAUAGGAGUGGAAGCUGGAAAGGGAGAAAAAAGCUUAACUGUUGUGAGUUUACAGUACAACAGAUAGAAAUACACAUGUACUGCUCCAUUCUCUCUAAGGUGUCUGAACACAAGGUUCUCCCAGCUUUACUGGGACUCUGGGUACGGACAUUAUGAGGAGCACAUGACUCAGCUGUUUUCUAUUUGGGAAAGGUGGUUUAGAUUCUCUUGUAAACACCCUGGCGAAGCGUCCCUUGCCGACAAGGGCUCUUUUUGUGAGCCAAGUUUAUGGCGAGAAAUGUUUGUUGAGUGGUGAUUAAGAAAUCAGGAUGGUACUCUAUUGGCAGUCAUCAGUAGUACAUGAUGCAAACGUUUGACAGGUUUUCAAGAAGCAGCUAUGCUUACAGUUUUGAAUAUAAAGUCUUACGCACAGUCCUCCAUUUAAAAUUGGAAGGCUAUAUCUGUUAGCAGUGCACAUUGCUGUUAUGUUUUGAUUCAACUUUGUCUUGGGCAUUUUAUUUGUACAUUCUAGAGACAUGUUAUGUUACAUUUGUAUUUUAGAAUAAAUAAAUAAUUUUACUUAACUUGG
Gadus morhua (Atlantic cod) is the source of this 2999-nucleotide messenger RNA. It is a transcript of the gene nr4a1, whose product is annotated as nuclear receptor subfamily 4, group A, member 1. Lineage: Eukaryota; Metazoa; Chordata; Actinopteri; Gadiformes; Gadidae. Gene Ontology annotation, biological process: cellular response to corticotropin-releasing hormone stimulus; regulation of transcription by RNA polymerase II. Gene Ontology annotation, cellular component: transcription regulator complex; nucleus. The record is from RefSeq and is a predicted model, not a curated record. The coding region runs from base 356 to 2083 and encodes 575 amino acids. The transcript is spliced from 8 exons. Gene Ontology annotation, molecular function: nuclear glucocorticoid receptor binding; nuclear receptor activity; zinc ion binding.